This is a messenger RNA of Ilyonectria robusta, 1618 nucleotides long. RefSeq names its product membrane dipeptidase-domain-containing protein. Gene Ontology annotation, molecular function: metallodipeptidase activity. NCBI's taxonomy places the organism in Eukaryota, Fungi, Ascomycota, Sordariomycetes, Hypocreales, Nectriaceae. The transcript is spliced from 4 exons. Gene Ontology annotation, biological process: proteolysis. The record is from RefSeq and is a predicted model, not a curated record. The coding region runs from base 186 to 1604 and encodes 472 amino acids.
CUCCGCCACGCCCCUCUCUAUGCAUCCCUGUGUCACGUUGCGUGGAACUGAUACGUGGGCAAUUGCAUUCUAAAUAUUAGAGCUCUCUUUUCCAAGGAGCAAGAUACACUCGCGUAUCCUUUUGGAGAGUACCUACUCGCAAAAGCCUCCCACUCAUUGCAACCGGCCGCCGCCUUAUCAUCAUCAUGGGUCGUCGAGCGGAACCCGUGCUUCCAUUCACUAAGCCCAAGUCCAAGCCCGGUCAAGCCGGACGUCAGGCCAGCCCGUCGCCUCCCUCGUCGCCCAAGUUGACGCCCCGGAAGGUUAUCCUCGUCAUAUUUCUAUCGUUGUUGGGUCUCAGCCUGUUGCACCGACCCGUCACUCACUGCUACAAUGGAUUCCCAAAGUAUGGCCAUGGCCAGGGCCUCUUGACACCCGAGGAGCGCGCGCGUAACAUUCUCGCGACCACCCCUUUGAUAGAUGGUCAUGUUGACUUCCCCGUGCUUCUGCGCGCCUUCUUUGGUAACCACAUCUAUCAUGAGAACUUCACCAAGCCCUUUGAGCAAGGCGACCUUCCCGGUCACGUUGACCUCCAGCGCCUCCGCCUCGGCCAGAGCGGCGGCGCAUUCUGGAGCCUCUUCGCUCCCUGCCCCGAGAAUGGCACUGACUUCUCCGAUGAGAACUACGCCACUAGCGUUCAAUUCACCCUUAAUCAAAUCGACGUCAUGACGAGGGUGCAGGAGGCCUACCCAGAUGACUUCUCUCAGAAAGUCAACAGUGCUACCGCUGUGGAGGCUUUCAAGCAGGGCAAGUUCAUCUCCCCUCUCGGUAUCGAGGGCCUGCACCAGAUUGGCAAUUCCGUCACCAACCUCCGCAAGUUCCAUGAACUCGGCGCCCGCUACGCUACCCUCACGCAUAACUGCCACAACAAGUUUGCUGAUGCUGCGAUCCUGGAGAACCCUACGCGCAAGGCCGAGCCGCUCUGGGGCGGCGUCAGCCCUCUUGGCCGUCGUGUAAUCCACGAGAUGAACCGCAUCGGCAUGAUUGUUGACCUCUCCCAUGUUAGUGAGGACACAAUGCUCGACGUCUUGGGCAACAAAAGCGACUGGGCCGGAUCUAAGGCACCCAUUAUCUUCUCCCACAGCUCGGCUUAUAGCGUCUGUCCUCAUCCCCGUAACGUCAAGGACCACGUCCUCCAGCUUGUGAAGGAGCGCAACUCCAUUGUCAUGGUCAACAUCGCUCCCGAUUUCAUCUCUUGUGUUGAUGCCGGCAACGAAAACGGCCUCCCUGACUUUGUCCCCGCCAACUCGACGCUGGCUCAUGCCGCCCGGCACAUCCUCUACAUCGGCAACCUCAUCGGCUACGACCAUGUUGGAAUCGGCACCGACUUCGACGGAAUCCCGAGCGUGCCCGUGGGACUGGAGGAUGUUUCCAAGUACCCAGACCUGAUCGCCGAGCUACUAAGACAGGGCGUGAGCAACGAGGACGCCGCCAAGGUCGCAGGCGGGAACGUCCUCCGGGUUUGGAAGGAUGUGGAUGCGGUGGCGGCUCAAUUGCAGGCGGAUCGAGAGCUGCCCAUGGAGGACGACCUGGCGCCGCUCUGGUUUCAGGAAAGGCAGGAUUAGAGUGAAUCUGUCAG